AUCUCUAUGAAGUGUUCUGGUUAUGUAAGAUUGUAAUUUGUAACUGAUUGUGUUGUUAGCUUACGAGUUCAGAAGGCUCAUGUCAUGUAAUGUGUUCUCUUGUACUUUAAUUUUAUGAUCCGGCUUCUAGCUAAGCUUGUAAUUGCUGUAUGUAACUCUUUGGAACUCAAUUCGGUUCUGGCUUCAGUGCAAAUAAUAUGAAAAUUUAACUUUUUCAAAAGAAACAUUUCAUCACACGCCAGAGUGAAGAUUGCUUUCCAACGUGCUCGCACAUUAUUACAAUUUGAUUAUUGCGACGUAUGAAUCCACAUUAGGCUCAUGCAUCUUAAGACUCGCAUUGUUCUUUCUGAUGUUUUAUGAUGUUUUUGGAUGUUCAUUCACCAUUCACUAUUUCACUUCAUCUUUCAUUAUAGACUUAUAGUUGGUGGACUGAUGGAAAUCAUGAAACUGCAGCUGGAAAAGGAACGAAUUAGUGACAUUGUUGUUGUUAUAGAAAUGAUUUACAAUUUUCAACUUAAAUUUUUGUAUCAAUGCUAUUUUCUUGAUUUAAUAAUUUUGUAAUUAUUAUUUUACAAAAAGUGUCUCAAACUCCGCCAUUAUUAUUCCUUUUCCAUCUUUAGUGAUCACAUCUACACUGUUUUAGCCGAUCAGAUCCAAUUAUUCGAAAUCUUUUGAGCUCAUUCUCUUUGGUUUACACUUGAGAAUGUCAUUACCAACUCACAUGUGACUUUAAAUCCAAUAAUUCGUUAUGCUUUUGUCCAAAUUAUUCUUGGAUUAUCUAUUCACUAUGGUUUUACCCAAUUUCUUUUUGAAUUAUACUUAGUCACGUGGGUAUCUUAUUCCUAGCAAUAUCGAAAUGUUAAUUUUCCAGUAACCAAGAUUCGAUCUCUGGUGGUUUCACCGUAUUAAACUUUUUGCCCUCAAGUUAAUUAUCACUACCAUGCCACAAGUCCUGGUUGGUUUUGCCCAACAUUUUGUACUUACAAAGUUUCUUCAAAAUCAUCAGUGUUUUAUAAGUUUUCGCAGCAGUGCUCGCUAAUCCAUUAUCCAACAAUCAACAUGCGUCGACGAUGAAGCUUCAUAGUUAACGGUUAAUUGUUUUUCGAGUAUUCAUAAGUAAUUGUCUAAAACGGUAAUUUAGCAAAAAAAAAUUGUCUAAAACGAUAACAAUUUGAACAUGUUUACGUGCAUUUCUGUCGCGCAGGUGGAGGAGAUCAUGAGAUUUUGUUAUAAUGAUGAAAAAAUAAAAGAUUGUCAUUCCACCCUCUUUACAAUAUUCUUUUCCAAAAAAAAAGAUGUGUCUAAACUUCUCAUGUUAUAGUACUCUGUGUUUCAAAUCAGAAAUUUAAGUAAAGAUAUGGCAACCCUUUUUUUUUUUUUGAAAGAAUGCAACCCUAUUUUCUAAAAGAACUAGAAGAAAAAUUCGGUGAUUACUAUACUAAUCUCCUUUUCCAUUAUAAUCAACUUUGAUGCUGAGAGCCUCUGAAGCCAGUAGCAAGAUAAUAUGCAUUAUAAUAAGAACAUGUUGUAGCUUUAACUGAAGCGUCACAUGUGAGCUUGUGCAAAGAAAAGUACCUCCUUAAAGAUGUAGAUUUUUGUAUAUUAUAUAGUAUGUUCUUUAACCAAAAAUAAAAUAAAAUGAAUCAUAAAGGAAAUAACUGAAAGAAUAUAACUGAUUGAAAGAAUAAAAUCAUAAUUCUAAAUCAUAUGCUAUCACAUAUAUGAUUUUCUGAAUAAAUUUUUUUUCAAGGAAUCCCCCGUAAGUGAAAUUUUGGAAUAAACCAUUUUUACACAUACUGAAGAAUUUAUCUACUGAAAACUUAAAUCUUCUCCUAAGUAUUUGGAAAUUCAUUUUACGAGCAAAUAAAUCAAUCUGGAUUUUGAUAUGUAAUCAAAUAAAUUCUCUUAUUUGGCCAAUUUCUAACCAUAAAAUACUUAGCUAAUUACACACAAAUUUAUAAUUUUAAAUAUCCCAAUAUUUCAGUAAAAGUCACAAAUGGUAAAGGAUAUCUAAGAUUUGACGUUUUGUAUUUUUUUCUUUGAUUUGAAAAGUCGUUGAAAUUUUUUCAAAACCUUAUAGUUUAUAUUACAUAUAUAAUAGUAAACUUCAACUUAAUACUAUUCCAAAUAACACGUAACUGUGGAACAUGUAGGAGUAAUUUACUAAUUUGAAUAUAGCAAUACUAAUCCAAUAAUAAGCCGUUAAACAUAAGGACAUGUCAACCUUUUUUUUUGUCGCUGUCCAUAUUACCAAUGCUACCAGACAAUCAACAUUUUGCACAAUGACUUUUCUUUUUGUUAUAGGUGAAUAUACUCCAUCUAUUUCAUUUUAAUUGUCAUUCUUAAUUUAUGUAUACAAAUUAAUAAAAUAUAAUAUGAUUUUAUAUAUUUUCAAAAUAAAAAUACAAUUACUUAUACAUCUAACCAUAUUUCAACCAAUACAAAAAAAAAAAAUUUAUUACUAAAUUUUACAUUAAAUUUUUAAAAUGACUGUUAUUUUGGAAUAAUUUUUUUUCUUCUUACGAUGACAAUUAAAUCGAAAGGGAGAAAAUACACGAUAACAAUUUAAAACCAGAAACGAAAAGGUAACAAAUUUAUCAUAUUAUUGAAAAGUUAAAACCAAAUUUAUUUUAGUUCAUUAGUAUGACUCUGAUUUCGAGGAACGUGUGUUUGACGACAAAGCUCCUUUGAAAUAUAUAUAUAUAUAUAAAUAUAUUCCAUUAGAAACCACUUAAAUGUUUUUAUUUUGCUAAUCUCUGAAGCUGAGAACUCAAAAACAAUCACAAAGAUGAAGAACUCUCUAGCGUGCAAGCUCCUGUUCUUAAUUCUGACAAUAGCUUGUAAGAUCCAGACACAAGUGAAAUGCUUGGAGUUCGAUUUCCCUACGUUUGAAGCAAGCAAUGACUCAGACUUGAUCAAAGUCAACUCAUACAUCGUCCUUGGAGCGAUCCAAGUGACUCCUGAUACCCGUGGCGGCUCCCUCACGAACCAUGCAGGCCGCGCUCUCUACAAUAAGCCUUUCAAGCUAUGGAAGAAAGACAAGAAAGCUACGUUCAACACAACUUUCGUCAUCAACAUCUCCAACCAAACCGACCCUGGAGGCGAAGGCUUAGCGUUUGUUCUCACACCGGAGACGACCGCUCCUCAGAACAGCUCGGGUAUGUGGCUAGGUCUGGUCAACGAGACAACAAACAGAACUCUCGGGUCAAAGAUCGUUGCGGUUGAAUUCGACACAAGGAAGAGCCACCCGGAUGAUCUUGAUGGAAACCAUGUGGCUCUAAACGUGAAUAACAUCAACUCUGUUGUUCAAGAAUCCUUGACCGGACGAGGAAUCAAGAUCGAUUCUGGUGUGGACUUUACCGCGCAUGUGCGGUAUGAUGGUAACAAUCUAUCGGUUUACGUCUCAAGAAACAACUCGGAGGUAUAUAAUCAAAAAAACUUAGUGUUUUCUAGGGCUAUAGAUCUCUCAGCUUCUCUUCCAGAGACGGUUUACGUUGGAUUCACGGCAUCGACAAGCAAUUACACGGAGCUGAACUGUGUCCGGUCAUGGAGUUUUGAAGGUUUACAGAUAGAUGGAGAUGGAAACAAGUUAUGGCUUUGGAUUAUUCUCCCUAUUGUGUGUCUUGUUGUAAUAGGAGCUAUUUUAGGGUUACUGUUCCUGAGAUCUAGGUCAAGGGCAGGGGAAACAAGCCCUGAUAUAGAAGCUGAGCUAAAUAACUGCGCGACGAACCCUCAGAAGUUCAAGCUGAGAGAGCUGAAGAGAGCUACAGGAAACUUCAGCCACGAGAACAAACUCGGACAAGGCGGGUUUGGGAUGGUGUUUAAGGGGAAGUGGGAGGGUAGAGACAUAGCUGUGAAGCGAGUCUCCGAGAAAUCUCAUCAAGGGAAGCAAGAGUUCAUAUCCGAGAUCACGACAAUCGGUAGCCUGAAUCACAGGAACCUGGUGAAGCUGUUGGGAUGGUGCUACGAGAGGAAGGAGUAUCUUCUUGUUUAUGAGUACAUGCCUAACGGAAGCUUGGACAAGUACAUUUUCUUGCAAGGCAAGUCAAGAUCAAACCUAACUUGGGAGACAAGGAAGAACAUUAUAAGAGGGCUUUCUCAAGCGUUGGAGUAUCUUCACAACGGAUGCGACAAGAGGAUACUUCACAGAGACAUCAAAGCGAGCAACGUGAUGCUAGACUCAGAUUUCAACGCGAAGCUCGGCGAUUUCGGGCUUGCAAGGAUGAUACAACAAAGCGAGAUGACGCACCAUUCGACAAAGGAGAUCGCUGGAACGCCAGGGUACAUGGCUCCAGAGACUUUCCUCAACGGGAGAGCGACUGUUGAGACAGACGUCUAUGCCUUCGGAGUUCUAAUGCUUGAAGUAGUCUCUGGCAAGAAACCGAGUUACGUGUUGGACAAGGAGAACCAGAGCAAUUACAACAACAGCAUUGUGAACUGGCUGUGGGAGCUAUACAGAAAUGGAAACAUUAUGGAUGCAGCAGAUCCGAGAAUGGGAAGUUCGUUUAAUGUAGAUGAGAUGAAGAGUGUUUUGCUCUUAGGACUAGCUUGUUGCCACCCGAACCCGAACCAAAGACCGUCCAUGAAAACGGUCUUGAAGGUCUUGACGGGUGAGACCAGCCCACCAGAUGUGCCUACAGAGAGACCAGCUUUCGUGUGGCCAGCCAUGCCACCAUCGUUUAGUGACGUUGACUACUCUCUUACAGGGAGUCAGAUUAAUUCAGUCACUGAGCUAACUGGCCGGUGAUACUAGUUUGUUCAUCAAGAAUUCAUUUUAUUUUCCUACUCAUCUAAAUAGU
Brassica napus (rape) is the source of this 4799-nucleotide messenger RNA. RefSeq names its product probable L-type lectin-domain containing receptor kinase S.5. The coding region runs from base 2789 to 4747 and encodes 652 amino acids. Gene Ontology annotation, biological process: protein phosphorylation. The record is from RefSeq and is a predicted model, not a curated record. The transcript has a single exon. Gene Ontology annotation, cellular component: plasma membrane. NCBI's taxonomy places the organism in Eukaryota, Viridiplantae, Streptophyta, Magnoliopsida, Brassicales, Brassicaceae. Gene Ontology annotation, molecular function: ATP binding; carbohydrate binding; protein kinase activity.